Messenger RNA from Pangasianodon hypophthalmus (striped catfish), 2174 nucleotides. RefSeq names its product cytosolic iron-sulfur assembly component 2B (gene ciao2b). Gene Ontology annotation, biological process: iron-sulfur cluster assembly. Bases 233 to 712 code for a protein of 159 amino acids. Lineage: Eukaryota; Metazoa; Chordata; Actinopteri; Siluriformes; Pangasiidae. The transcript has 5 exons. Gene Ontology annotation, cellular component: cytosolic [4Fe-4S] assembly targeting complex. The record is from RefSeq and is a predicted model, not a curated record.
UUUGUUGUGGAAAACCCACUUCCUGUAGCCGGAAGUUUACUUCAUGAGCCUUGUAGUCAGGACUGACAGUUUUGUUUUACAUUUGUUUACUUAUUGAACUUCAUAUACACGUGUGGCGUGUAGUUUAGCCAGUUUGGUUAUUUAUUUAUGUAUAUUUUUUUAAUAAUUUGGACCAAGCACACGUUUAUGUAAGUAUCCAGCGCCAGCAGAGAGCAGCUGCAGCAGGAGGAGGAUGUCUGCAGGAACUCGGCUAGAAAACGCGAAUCCUUUCAUUUUUCAGCGAUCUGGAGAAAGACUCCUGACUGCGAGUGAAGAGGAUGAAAAUGUGACUGAUCCCAUUGACGACAGAGAAAUUUUCGAUCACAUUAGAUCCAUCAAUGAUCCUGAGCACCCGCUGUCCCUCGAGGAGUUAAAUGUUGUGGAGCAAAUGCGUGUGAAAGUGAAUGACCAGGAGAGCACGGUGUCUGUGGAGUUCACACCAACCAUCCCUCACUGUAGCAUGGCGACUCUCAUAGGGCUGUCUAUCAAAGUCAAGCUGCUGCGCUCACUGCCUGACAGGUUUAAGAUUGACGUCCACAUCACACCAGGAACACAUGCUUCAGAAGAUGCAGUUAAUAAGCAGCUAGCAGAUAAGGAGAGAGUGGCUGCAGCUUUGGAGAACGCUCAUCUGCUGGAGGUCGUCAACCAGUGCCUUUCCACAAGACCUGCAUGACCCAAUCAGUGUUCAGUUAUUAUUCUGUGGAUGAAACUCAGAGUCACAUAUUUCUCUCAACUCACACACUCGCUAGGUUGCGCAAGCUUAGUAAUGUUCUUUUUGAUACGCUUAUGUUAGUUAAGAGCGUGUUGGUCCUGUGCUUUUACUGAACACAGUUGAAAUAUAAUGCAAAGAAAAAAAAAAGAAAAAAAAACCCCACUUGGUUGAGUAACUGCCAUGCCAUGUUUCAUAUGUUUGUAAUUAUAUAACAAGUGCAAACAACUUCUUAAUGAUGGACAAAAUGUAAUAACAGACAUGAUCUGGAAUUUAUUCAAAGGAUUUCUUAGUAAACUUUUUUUUUUUUUUAAAUAAAUAUUAGCCAGUUUGCAGACCCUGUUGCUUUCUGACAAAAAAAAAAAAAGCAAGCAAAUGGAAUUUUUUUAUUUAUUGUUCCCUGACACACCUAAAAGAAAAGUAAAGUUUAAAGUGAUAACAUUAUAAAUGAUAACAUUGUUACCUAAAGUGUCUUCCAGCUGCCAAAACACAGGCCGAGCUGAUCAAGCUGGACCAUCUUUGCCUGCUGGUAAGUGCUGGUAGAUGGGAACAGGUUGUAAUUACUGUUACUAAUGCAAUAUCUUAGACAACUUGUGUUUACGAAAACAACAUGCCAGUAAGGCAAUUUGAAAAUCUCAAAAAUAUACUGAUCUGGAAAAUAAUUUACAAGCUGGCAAAGAUGGGUCUAUCAGCUUAACCAGCUCAGCCUGUGUUCUGGCAGCUGGUAGUUGGUCAGACCAAGCUGGAUUCUUCAGCAGGGUUGAUGGUUUAAAGAUGAUAUUUAUACAGGAAAGAUGUUAUUAAAAUGUUUGUGGACACCUGGCCAUCACACUCUUAUGUGCUUUUUGAGCGUUCCUUUCCAGAUUUAGUCCCCCUUUGCUGUUAUAGUUACCUCCACGCUCCAGAGAAGGCUUUCCACUCGAUUUUGGAACAUGACUGUGGGAUUUGUGCUCAUUCACCUACAAGAGAAUUAGUGAGGUCAAGCAAGGAGACCUGGGGUGCAGUCUGUGUUCCAGUUAAUCCCAAAGGUGUUCAGUGGGGUUGAAGUCAGGGCUCUGUGUAGUCCACUCGAGUUGUUCCACUCCAACCUUGGUCUUUAUUGUCCUCGCUUUGUGCACAGAUGCAUUGUCAUGCUGGAACAGAUUUGGGCCUCUUAGUUCCAGUGAGGGGAAAUCUCUAGUGCUACAGCAUACAAAGACAUCCUUUACAAUUCUGUGCUUCCAUCCUUGUGGCAUCAGUUUGUGGAAGAACCACAUCUGGGUGUGAUGGUCAGGGGUCCACAUACUUUUGGCCACAUAGUGUAUUUUGUAUUGGAUGUUUCAUGUUAGGUAGGCCUCAUUGUUUCAGAUUCACUAUUAUACAGUGUACAGUAUACAUCAACAAUAUAAUGCCAUUUUUAAAUAAAGAUAUGUAUUAAAUGCUACUA